Messenger RNA from Vidua macroura (Pin-tailed whydah), 4403 nucleotides. RefSeq names its product rhomboid like 3 (gene RHBDL3). The record is from RefSeq and is a predicted model, not a curated record. Gene Ontology annotation, molecular function: calcium ion binding; serine-type endopeptidase activity. Lineage: Eukaryota; Metazoa; Chordata; Aves; Passeriformes; Viduidae. The transcript has 11 exons. Bases 1131 to 2213 code for a protein of 360 amino acids. Gene Ontology annotation, cellular component: membrane.
AAGUGCCUUAUAUAAUACUUUAAAGCUGAAAUGCAAAUAGUCAACCAUGAACUUUGUAUUUACUGUCAAGGACAAAGACUGGGAGAAAAAACCAAAUAGUUCCGUGGGGUGUAGGAAGCUGUGGGCAGUGAAUUGGUUAAUAUUUCCGUGUUGGUUAAAGAGGCUCCGGCAGUGCGGCGUUCCCGGGGAGCUGUGGGGAAUCCCGGGAUGCUCCCGAGGGAAUCCCCGAGGGACCCCAGCCCGCCCGGGAGCGGCCGCCAGGGGGCGCUGCCGCUGAGCUCACGGGGCCGCGCUGAGCCCGGGAGCGGCGGGAGCGGGAAACGGCCCUGUCAGCCCGGCCGGGCCGAGCGGCCGCUCCCGUGUGGAACGAACAGCUCUGUCAGCCCGGCCGGGCCGAGCGGCCGCUCCCGUGUGGAACGAACAGCUCCGUCAGCCCGGCCGGGCCGAGCGGCCGCUCCCGUGUGGAACGAACAGCUCCGUCAGCCCGGCCGGGCCGAGCGGCCGCUCCCGUGUGGAACGAACAGCCCCGUCAGCCCGGCCGGGCCGAGCGGCCGCUCCCGUGUGGAACGAACAGCUCCGUCAGCCCGGUCGGGCCGAGCGGCCGCUCCCGUGUGGAACGAACAGCUCUGUCAGCCCGGCCGGGCCGAGCGGCCGCUCCCGUGUGGAACGAACAGCCCCGUCAGCCCGGCCCGGCGGGAGCGGGUUCUGCCGCCCCACUGAGGGACGCGCCCUGGCCUGAGGCGCUGCCUGCCCGCCCUCACGGCCCGAGGCGGCCAGCGCAGACUCAAUUUCUUCCUGCUCAGUCUGAUGUGUGAAUUCCCUGACCAUGGUGUAAAGCCACUGAGAGGACAAAGACCUUGACUGAUCUUCCUUGGAGACACAUCCUUCGCCCCUCAACUUUGACCUCUUGUCUGAAAGUUUGUCAGUUCAGGAUUAAUAGAGGGAUUCUCACUUCAGCUUGUCUGAGACUAGGACCACAAGGCCUGGGAAGGGAAGAGUGAAUGGAGAAGCUACUCGCCAGGACCUGCUUCUUCUGGUGACACCAGGUAGCAGGUAGCUGUUCCUGCAGGCAGGCACUAAAGCAAGAGGAAAGCAGCUGGGAUGGAGCAGAAGUCAGGAAGCAGGCUGAAAUGUUUGAUCCUGACAACACUGGCUACAUCAGCACUGAGAAAUUCCGCUCCCUUCUCCAGAGGCAUGGCUCGGAGCUGGACCCCCACAAGCUGGAGGUCCUGCUAGCCCUGGCAGACAGCAACUCUGAGGGGAGGAUCUGCUACCAGGACUUCGUCAACCUGAUGAGCAACAAAAGGUCGAACAGUUUCCGCCAAGCCAUCCUGCAGGGGAACAGGAGGCUGUGCAGCAAGGCCCUGCUGGAGGAGACGGGGCUGAGCCUCUCGCAGAGGCUGAUCCGGCACGUGGCGUACGAGACCCUCCCGCGGGAGAUCGACCGCAAGUGGUACUAUGACAGCUACACCUGCUGCCCCCCGCCCUGGUUCAUGAUCACCAUCACCAUUGUAGAGGUUGCCUUUUUUCUUUACAAUGGAGUGGUCUUAGACAGAUUUGUGCUGCAAGUCAGCCAUCCCUUGUACCUGAAGAAUGCAUUACUGUACCAUCCCCAGCUUCGGGCCCAGGCUUGGAGGUACCUAACCUACAUAUUCAUGCAUGCAGGGAUAGAACAUCUUGGGCUCAAUGUUGUCCUUCAGCUCUUGGUUGGGGUUCCUCUGGAAAUGGUGCACGGAGCUGCGAGGAUCAGUUUUGUGUACGUUGCAGGAGUUGUGGCAGGGUCCCUGGCAGUGUCAGUGGCUGACAUGAGGGCGCCGGUGGUGGGCUCCUCUGGAGGUGUGUAUGCUCUUGUGUCUGCUCACCUGGCCAAUAUUGUGAUGAACUGGUCAGGAAUGAAGUGCCAAUUCAAACUGCUGCGCAUGGCUGUUGCCUUGAUCUGUAUGAGCUUUGAAUUUGGAAGAGCCGUGUGGCUGCGAUUCCACCCCUCCGCUUACCCCCCAUGCCCCCACCCCAGCUUCAUGGCUCACCUGGGAGGGGUGAUGGUUGGAAUCACCCUUGGUGUUAUCAUCCUGAGGAACUAUGAGCAGAGACUCCAAGAUCAGACUUUAUGGUGGAUCUUCCUUUCUAUUUACGUCAUUUUUGUCUUGUUUGCCAUCUUCUGGAACAUUUUUGCCUACAGUCUGUUGGAUCUAAAGCUACCUCCCCCUCCUUGAAAACAUGGGACAGAAAACAGGAGAGCAGAAGUCAUCUGUCAGCUGUGUUAAAUGAAUGAAGAUGGAGGAUCUAUUUUUGUAUUUAACUUGGGAGGAUGAUUCUUCUGAAUGAGUGUGCUGGAGGAGGUGCUUAAAGAUCUCAUGAAAGAAUGGGCUGAUCAGUUUGUUCACAAAUCCAGCAGGUUCUGUAACUCUGGCUGGCCAUGCCCUGCAGUUUCUGCCCUGCACCUGGGCACUGACUGCUUGGGUUAUUAUCACACAUCAAUAUUUUCUAUGAGAUAUUUGUAUUUUCCAGGUCAGUGCUGGAAUUAUGGCCAAUUGUUCAGUGAAUUUCCUCUAUGUUACUGAACACUAAAAGGGAAGAAGAGCAGACAUUUACUAAUUAGAAACUCAAAUGGUACUCACAAGGCAGCUUGAGUCUGGUUUCUUUGGACACGUCUGACUGUUCAGCCAUACCAGUGCCACUGUCUAAUUACUUGAACGGUUCCUAAUGUAUUUUAGCCUCUGCUGAAACUUGUCUUGCACAACUUUCAAAGGAAUCGGCAGAACUUGAUCACACAAAGUGAUGGAGACUGGUCUUCAACCACAGGUCAAAUGAAAUUGCACUAUAAACAUUGGGAAUCUUAGAGUGUCGUGGAUACCCAGCCAGAAGUGACUUUUCCUGUGCAUGUUUCACUUGAUUUUAAUUAAUUAUUCCCCCUUCCCCAGCCUGCUGUGGCUAGAAGGUGUGGCUGAAUUGUUGGUUUUAUUGGGGUUUUUUUUGGUUUGGUUUUUUUUUGAGGGAUGAAGGAAAGAAGGGGAAAUGUUCAUUUGUGGUUUUAUCAGACGACAAUCAGGUGCUGUUUUCUUCUCACUUUUUUUCCGAACACACUGACCUAACACCUGGCCUGCAGUGAGCUCCUAGCAAGGAUCUCAACUCUUCCAGCAGGUUCUUACUAGGAAAAUGGGACCAUGAUCACCUCCAGCAGCCCAGGGUGGGAACUCUCCAGUCUUUACAGCCAUACAAUCCAUUUGGGGCCAAGCCCACUGAAGGCAGUGGAACUAAAUCAGUUUGUAUGUAGCACUGGUUUCCCAAUGAAGUGGAGAGGGUGUUAUUUGCUACAGUGAUCAUUGUGAAAUGAAAAACUGGUUUUAAUAGGACUUCUAAAAUAUUGAGGAUGCCUCUUCCUGAGGCAAUGGAUGUUCAGGAGCCCCAGACAACAGUUAGUUGCAGUGAUGCCUUUUUCUUUAAUGUUGGUCAAGCCCAGUUCAGGCAAUCUGUAAGUGGGCUGUGGCACAGUUCACACAAUUGCCUGCACAGACCUAGGGACCACAUGGGGACAUCUGUAGCACAAGCAGAGCUUAUAGGUACUCUUCUCUAUAAGGUGCUUAUUUUGCUUGUCACUUUAGAGAGCUGCCAAAUUACAGUCCAGGAGUGUGGGUGCCCUCCUUUUCUCUGCCCUUUACCCACCUAUUCAAUGGUCUGGACAAAGCAGCCAUAAUAGUCUCUCCAGACAAGCUCUUCUCUUCCUUUUUUCUAUUUCCUGCUGGUGCCCAGGCACAGCCACCAGAGUCUUUCACAGCACAUCCCACGGGCACCAUAGCAGUUGUGUUGCUCUGUAGAAAAAUGUCUCUCUGUGUUGUGGACUUUAUUCUCUCAGCUAUGCUAUCCAUGCUGCCAGAUGAUACCACAAGCUGGUAGGAGCCUGUCCUUCUAGAGGGGGCAUCCACAAGUGCUUAUCAGCUGCCCCCUUCUUUGCCUCUCAUGGAAAAAUAACUCUGGGUUGAAGGGUGAAGUCUUCUCCUACCAGAUGCACUCAUAAAACUUCUGUUGCCUCAGAAUGAGGGGAGAAAAAAUAAGUGUAUCUGCAGCCUGGAAUAAGCCUUACUUGCAAAAGAAACAAUUUUUGGCACCUUUGUGCCCAGAAAUGAGAUUUCUGAGGGCAAUUGCACUUUUGUUGUUCUGCAUGGUCAGCACAUUGCUCAUGGGCCCUCAUUGAGGACCAAGAGGAAGGGAUAAGGGCCAGAGCUCUGAUCAUUUUGGAGAAGAGAUUGGUUCCCUGAGCCAUUUUACCUCUGCAGUUUAGGUCCAGAUCCCAGCAGUCACAAGAGUUCCCAUGGAUUGUUGCAGGUGCUGGCCCAGUGAGUGUCGCAGCCGUGGGAUCCCCCUGGGAGCAGGCAGGAAGGAGAGUGGGAGCUAGGGGAGUUCUG